This is a messenger RNA of Magnolia sinica, 3015 nucleotides long. Its product is annotated as receptor-like protein 7. The record is from RefSeq and is a predicted model, not a curated record. NCBI's taxonomy places the organism in Eukaryota, Viridiplantae, Streptophyta, Magnoliopsida, Magnoliales, Magnoliaceae. Bases 1 to 3015 code for a protein of 1004 amino acids. Gene Ontology annotation, molecular function: protein binding. The transcript has a single exon.
AUGGCUUUCCUUUCUUACAAAAACACAUCAUUUCUAUUCUUCUUCCUUCUCCCAUCUUUUGUCUUUGCAACACAACAAUGCAUCCAUCAUCAUUUCUCUGCCUUACUCCACCUCAAGAAUGCAUUUCACUUCUCUCCUGACAGCCUCACUACCCUCUCCUCAUGGAAUUCAAGCAAUACCGAUUGCUGCUCUUGGGAUGGAAUCACGUGCAAUAGAGUCACUGGUCACGUGAUCAGUCUUGAUCUCAGUAGCCGCCUAAUCUCGGGUCGGAUUGAUUCUAAAAGCCUCUUUCGUCUUCAGAGCCUGCAGAGUCUGAACCUUGCUUACAAUAUGUUUGAUCCCUCUCCAAUCCCUUCUGGGUUUGACAAGCUCUCCAGUUUAACCCAUCUCAACCUCUCUUCCUUGAGAUUUUAUGGACAAAUCCCGCUUGAAAUCUCCCGCUUGACCAGUUUGGUUUCUCUCGAUCUUUCUUUCAAUGAUCAUUACAUUGAUACUAAAUAUCAAUUCCUGAAACUCGAAAACUCAAGCAUUGGAGCACUAGUCCAAAACCUGUCGAGUCUGAGAGAGCUGCAUCUCGAUCAUGUAACCAUUUCAGCACAGGGUAGUGAGUGGGGCCGGGCCUUAUUCAUGUCACUCCCUCGUCUUCGCAAGUUGAGCUUACAAUAUUGUGGUCUUUUGGGCCCCAUCCAUUCUUCCAUUUCCCAACUCCGUUUCCUAUCUGAACUUGACCUCAGUAGAAACAAUCUCUCUACUGUAGUCCCCAGCUUCACAGGGAAUCUCCGCAAAUUGAGUUUACAUGAAUGUAAUCUUUCAGGCCCCAUCCAUUCUUCAAUUUCCCAACUCCAUUUCCUAUCAGAACUCGACCUCAGCUAUAACAAUCUCUCAUCUGAAGUACCCAAUUUCAUAGGGAACUUGUCUUCCUUGACAUCAUUGAACCUUGAAGACUGUGGAUUGAUUGGAAAAUUCCCCAAGAGCAUUUUCCAUCUGCCGAACCUACAAAUCCUUGAUGUUUCGCACAAUCCACUUAUGACUGGCAAUUUGCCAGAAUUCCCACGAAACAAUGCUCUACAGCAAUUGAUCUUGUCAAGAACAGGAUUUUCAGGAAAGUUGCCAGAUUCGGUCAGUAAUCUCAAAUUCUUGACUCGAUUAGACCUCAGGAAAUGCAACUUUUCUGGAUCAUUGCCAUCCUCACUUUCAAACCUUACCAAACUGCAAUACUUGUAUCUUUCAUCCAAUAGAUUGAGCGGCACAAUUCCUUCCUCCUAUGGACAAGAGUUUUUGAAACUCGAAGAGAUCAUCUUAUCAUAUAAUUUGCUUUAUGGGACCAUUCCGUCAUCAUUGUUUUUGCUCCCAUCAUUGCAGAGGCUUGAUCUCUCAGGUAACCAACUUAAUGGUGUUGUGGAUCUAGGAUUAUUUCAAGGCGUCACAAACCUUUAUGCUCUCGAUCUUUCGGAUAACAACUUGUCAAUCCAAGAUGGUACUGGUAAUUCCACCCUUCUCUCCUUCCCCCAGUUUGAAUUUUUGUCAUUGCGUUCUUGCAACAUUAGUGUAUUUCCAAAUUUCUUGACAAAUCAAGAGUUGUUGUGGCAUUUGGACCUUUCCAUCAAUAAAAUUAGUGGUGAAAUACCCAAUUGGAUAUGGGAGCUUGGGUAUGGGGCAUUAGACUUUUUAAAUCUUUCUCACAAUGUUCUCCAGGUUGUUAAACCACCAUCUUCCCUUCUUUCAAUGAGUGUUCUUGACCUUAGCUCUAACAAGCUAGAAGGCCCACUUCCAAUCCCAUCACUCACCAUCUUUUUCUUUUCAGUUUCGAACAAUAGCCUCAGUGGAGAAGUCCCUCGAUUAAUUUGCAAUGAAACGUUCCUAUCAGUCCUUGAUUUAUCUUACAAUCGCUUCAUUGGUCAGAUUCCACCGUGUUUGGGUGAGAUUAGUAAUGCCCUGUCUGUGUUGAAUCUUCAAGGAAAUGCUUUCAAUGGCACCUUACUUCAGACAUUUAAAGAGGGAUGUAAUAUACAAACACUUGAUCUCAGUGGGAAUCAAUUAGAGGGCCGAGUGCCAAGGUCUUUGGCCAAUUGCAAAAUGUUGGAGGUAUUAAACCUUGGAAAUAAUCAAAUAAAUGACACAUUCCCUUUGUGGGUAGAAGCUUUGCCCCAGCUGCGCAUUCUUAUCUUGAAAUUGAAUAAAUUUUCUGGUCCUAUUACACUUCCACAAACAAAUCAGAGCUUCCCAAUGUUGCAGAUCAUUGACCUCUCUUCUAAUAGUUUUAUGGGUGGUUUGCCAUCAAAUAUGUUUCAAAACUGGAAGACAAUGAUGGAGGACGACAAAUCUGAACCUAAGCUGCUUAGUAGAUACUUAAAUGGACCAGGGAAUUUGGUAUACUAUCAAGAAUCAGUGGCAUUAAUGAUCAAAGGACAAGAAAGAGAAUUGACGAAGAUCCUAACCAUCUUCACAGCAGUCGAUCUCUCAAAUAACUAUUUUCAAGGGGAUAUUCCAGAAUCUAUUGGGAUUCUCAAGUCGCUCCGUUUGCUCAAUAUGUCGCACAACAGUUUCACAAGCCAAAUUCCAACAUCACUUGAGAAUUUAAUAGUGCUCGAGUCAUUAGAUCUCUCACAAAAUGACAUUUCAGGAGAGAUUCCUUGGCAACUCACAAAGCUCAUAUUCCUCUCGGUGUUAAAUUUGUCACAAAACAACCUUGUGGGACGCAUACCACAAAUUAAUCAAUUUCUCACAUUCACAAAUGAAUCAUUCCAAGGAAAUUCUGAAUUAUGUGGAGCUCCACUAUCAAGAAUAUGUAUUGCCCUACCAUCAGUACAGCCGAUAUUUGAAGAUGCAACUUCAGAAUUGGAUUGGAAAUUCAUUUGGAUAGGUUUUGGAGUUGGACAUGGAGUGGGCAUGGGAGUUCUUUUCUGGACUCUAAUAUUAUGGACAAAGGGAGGGAUUGAAUACAACAAAUUUAUAGAUAAGAUGCUUUCAUUGAUUCUUCCCUCUACAAUAUUUGCUCUAAAGCGCCGUCGAUAA